Molecule: messenger RNA, 6089 nt
Organism: Chelonus insularis
Lineage: Eukaryota; Metazoa; Arthropoda; Insecta; Hymenoptera; Braconidae
Gene: RpII215
Product: RNA polymerase II subunit RpII215
Exons: 3
Coding region: 74-5788 (1904 amino acids)
Biological process (GO): transcription by RNA polymerase II
Cellular component (GO): RNA polymerase II, core complex
Molecular function (GO): DNA binding
Source: RefSeq, a predicted model, not a curated record
GGCGGCCGCCGCGGCGGUCGGUUAGACCGAGUCGCGACGCAGAAGGCCACAGAAGCCUUCGUUGUUCAUCAAAAUGGCCACGUCCGACUCGAAGGCCCCUUUGAGGCUCGUUAAAAGGGUGCAAUUCGGUAUUCUUUCACCGGAUGAAAUACGUCGUAUGUCACUUACUGAUGGAGGGAUACGAUUUCCAGAAACAAUGGAAGGAGGCCGACCAAAGGUGGGAGGUCUCAUGGAUCCCAGACAAGGAGUCGGUGAUAGGAAUUCACGUUGUCAAACAUGUGCAGGCAACAUGGUAGAGUGUGCUGGACAUUUUGGACACAUUGAUUUAGCAAAGCCAGUAUAUCACGUGGGAUUCUUCACUAAAACGAUUAAAAUUUUGCGAUGUGUUUGCUUUUACUGUUCCAAAUUACUUGUCAGUCCACAUAAUCCAAAAUUAAAAGAAAUCGUUAUAAAAACAAAAGGUCAACCUCGUAAAAGAUUGACAUUUGUUUAUGAUUUAUGUAAAAGUAAAAAAAUAUGUGAAGGUGGAGAUGAAAUGGAUAUCAAUAAAGAUGGAACAGAAAUACCUGCUGCAGAUCGAAAACCAGGACAUGGAGGAUGUGGAAGGUAUCAACCAAGUCUUCGAAAAUCUGGUUUAGAAAUCAGGGCAGAAUGGAAGCAUAUUAAUGAAGAUUCUCAAGAUAAGAAAAUGGUUUUGACAGCAGAACGUGCCUGGGAAAUUCUCAAACAUAUUACAGAUGAGGAAUCAUUCAUCUUAGGAAUGGAUCCAAAAUUUGCUAGACCUGAUUGGAUGAUUAUUACUGUUUUACCAGUACCGCCAUUAUCAGUAAGACCAGCAGUUAUAAUGUAUGGGUCUGCAAAAAAUCAAGAUGAUUUAACUCAUAAAUUAUCAGACAUCAUUAAAGUAAAUAAUGAACUACUCAGGAACGAGCAAAACGGUGCUGCUACACAUGUGAUAUCUGAAAAUAUCAAGAUAUUACAGUAUCAUGUAGCUACUCUAGUCGACAAUGAUAUCCCUGGAGUUCCUAAAGCAAUGCAGAAAUCUGGAAAACCAUUAAAAGCAAUCAAAGCCAGAUUGAAAGGAAAAGAAGGAAGAAUUCGAGGUAAUCUCAUGGGUAAACGUGUUGACUUUUCAGCUCGAACUGUUAUUACUCCAGAUCCAAAUCUUCGAAUAGACCAAGUUGGAGUGCCUAGAAGUAUUGCUCAAAACUUAACAUUCCCAGAAAUUGUUACUCCUUUCAAUAUUGAUAAAAUGCAGGAGCUUGUAAGAAGAGGAAAUUCACAGUAUCCUGGUGCAAAAUAUAUUGUAAGAGACAAUGGAGAACGUAUUGAUUUAAGAUUUCAUCCUAAACCAUCAGAUUUACAUUUGCAAUGUGGAUACAGGGUAGAAAGACAUAUUAGGGAUGGAGAUCUUGUUAUUUUCAAUCGACAACCUACAUUACACAAAAUGAGUAUGAUGGGCCACAGAGUAAAAGUUUUACCUUGGAGUACGUUUCGUAUGAAUUUAAGUUGUACGUCACCAUACAAUGCUGAUUUUGAUGGAGAUGAAAUGAAUCUUCAUGUUCCUCAAUCGAUGGAAACUCGAGCUGAAGUUGAAAAUAUUCAUGUAACUCCUCGACAAAUUAUUACUCCUCAGGCGAACAAACCUGUUAUGGGUAUUGUACAGGAUACUCUAACAGCAGUAAGGAAGAUGACGAAACGAGAUGUUUUUAUAGAAAAAGAACAAAUGAUGAAUAUUCUUAUGUUCUUACCAAGUUGGGAUGGAAAAAUGCCUCAACCGUGUAUUUUAAAACCAAAACCUCUUUGGACUGGUAAACAAAUCUUUUCUCUAAUCAUUCCAGGCAAUGUAAAUAUGAUUAGAACUCAUUCUACUCAUCCUGACGAUGAAGAUGAUGGGCCUUAUAAAUGGAUUUCACCAGGAGAUACAAAAGUAAUGGUCGAACAUGGAGAGUUAGUAAUGGGAAUCUUAUGUAAAAAGACUUUAGGAACUUCAGCUGGAUCAUUGUUACAUAUCUGUAUGUUAGAAUUAGGCCAUGAAGUGUGUGGAAAAUUCUAUGGAAAUAUUCAGACUGUGAUUAAUAAUUGGUUGUUAUUAGAAGGUCACUCCAUUGGUAUUGGAGAUACUAUUGCUGAUCCUGCAACUUAUCUAGAAAUCCAAAAAGCGAUCAAAAAAGCCAAAGAAGAUGUCAUAGAAGUAAUUCAGAAAGCACACAACAUGGAGUUGGAACCAACUCCUGGUAAUACAUUGAGGCAAACUUUUGAAAAUCAAGUCAACAGAAUUCUCAAUGAUGCUCGUGACAAAACUGGAGGAUCUGCUAAGAAAUCUUUGACUGAAUACAAUAAUCUCAAAGCUAUGGUGGUUUCUGGAUCUAAAGGAUCAAAUAUUAACAUAUCUCAAGUUAUUGCUUGUGUAGGACAGCAAAACGUUGAAGGUAAACGUAUUCCUUUCGGCUUCCGAAAACGAACAUUACCACAUUUCAUCAAAGACGAUUAUGGUCCGGAGUCUAGAGGAUUUGUAGAAAAUUCAUAUCUUGCUGGUCUGACUCCCUCUGAAUUUUAUUUUCACGCUAUGGGAGGUCGUGAAGGUCUUAUUGAUACUGCUGUAAAGACAGCUGAAACUGGAUAUAUCCAACGUCGGUUAAUAAAGGCUAUGGAGUCUGUAAUGGUUCACUAUGAUGGAACUGUCAGAAAUUCAGUUGGUCAAUUGAUUCAGUUACGUUAUGGAGAAGAUGGUUUAUGUGGAGAAACAGUAGAAUUCCAGAAUCUUCCAACAAUUAAAUUAAGUCAUAAAGCAUUCGAAAAGAAAUUUAAAUUCGAUCCAACUAAUGAAAGAUACCUACGACGUAUUUUCACGGAAGAAAUUGUUAGAGAAAUGAUGGGCUCUGGUGAAGUUAUUUCAGAGCUUGAGCGAGAAUGGGAACAAUUAAAUAGAGAUCGUCAUGUUCUCAGAGAAAUUUUCCCCAGCGGAGAAUCUAAAGUAGUACUUCCUUGCAAUUUACAAAGAAUGAUCUGGAAUGUCCAAAAGAUUUUCCACAUCAACAAGAGAGCUCCAACAGAUUUAAGUCCGAUGAGAGUAAUUCAAGGAGUAAAAGAUUUGUUAGAUAAAUGUAUAAUUGUAGCUGGAGAAGAUAGAUUGAGUAAACAAGCUAAUGAAAAUGCUACUUUAUUAUUCCGUUGUCUGGUUCGAUCAACUUUAUGUACAAAGUGUGUAUCAGAAGAAUUCAGAUUAUCUACCGAGGCUUUUGAAUGGUUAAUUGGAGAAAUUGAAACAAGAUUCCAACAAGCACAAGUAUCUCCAGGUGAAAUGGUAGGAGCAUUGGCUGCUCAGUCUCUUGGAGAACCCGCUACUCAGAUGACAUUGAAUACUUUCCAUUUUGCUGGAGUAUCAUCAAAGAACGUAACUCUUGGUGUACCAAGAUUGAAAGAAAUUAUUAACAUCAGUAAAAAACCAAAAGCUCCUUCACUAACUGUCUUCUUAACAGGAGCAGCUGCUAGAGAUGCUGAAAAAGCUAAAAAUGUUCUCUGUCGAUUAGAACAUACUACUUUGAGGAAAGUUACUGCUAAUACUGCUAUUUAUUAUGAUCCAGAUCCUCAGAAUACUGUGAUUGCUGAAGAUCAAGAAUUCGUUAAUGUUUACUACGAAAUGCCGGACUUUGAUCCAACUAAAAUAUCUCCUUGGUUACUCCGUAUUGAAUUAGAUCGUAAAAGGAUGACUGAUAAAAAGUUGACUAUGGAACAAAUUGCAGAGAAGAUCAAUGCUGGCUUUGGUGAUGAUUUGAACUGUAUUUUCAAUGAUGAUAACGCAGAAAAACUGGUUUUACGUAUCAGAAUUAUGAAUAGUGAUGACAACAAAUACACAGAUGUCGAGCAGGAUUCUGUUGAUAAAAUGGAAGACGAUAUGUUCCUUCGUUGUAUUGAAGCAAAUAUGCUUAGUGACAUGACUUUGCAAGGUAUUGAAGCGAUAGGAAAAGUUUACAUGCAUUUACCACAAACUGACGCGAAGAAGCGAAUCAUUGUCACGGAGACUGGCGAAUUUAAGGCCAUUGCCGAAUGGUUGCUUGAAACUGAUGGUACAAGUUUAAUGAAGGUUUUGAGUGAACGAGACGUUGAUCCUAUAAGAACAUUCAGUAACGAUAUUUGUGAAAUUUUCCAAGUACUUGGAAUAGAAGCUGUACGUAAAUCAGUAGAAAAAGAAAUGAAUGCUGUGUUACAAUUCUACGGUCUUUAUGUAAAUUAUCGUCACUUAGCUUUACUUUGUGAUGUGAUGACAGCUAAAGGUCAUUUAAUGGCUAUCACGCGUCAUGGUAUCAAUAGACAAGACACUGGAGCACUUAUGAGGUGUUCAUUCGAAGAAACUGUUGACGUGUUACUUGAUGCUGCUUCACAUGCUGAAGUAGAUCCAAUGAGAGGAGUAUCUGAGAAUAUUAUCAUGGGUCAAUUACCAAGAAUUGGAACAGGAUGUUUCGAUUUGCUGCUCGACGCAGAAAAGUGUAAAGCAGGAAUUGAAAUACCGAUGGCUGUUGGUGUAGGAGUUAUGGCAGGAGCUGGAAUGUUCUUUGGAAGUGCUGGAUCACCCAGUAUGAGUCCUCAGAUGACUCCUUGGAUGGGGUCAACACCAGGUUAUGGAGUUUCUAGCAUGUCUCCAACUAUGGGAAGUGGUAUGACUCCUGGAGGUGCCUGUUUCUCACCAUCAGGAGCUUCAGAUGCUUCAGGACUAUCUCCUGCAUACUCAGCUUACUCUCCACAACCAGGAAGCCCAGGAAGUCCGGGACCAAGUAUGAGCCCUUAUCCAAUGUCUCCAGUUGGUGGAGCUUCACCAAGUUAUUCGCCUACAUCACCUGCAUAUUUACCAACAUCGCCGAGUAUGACGCCAUCGAGUCCCAAUUAUUCUCCGACAAGUCCCACUUAUUCUCCUACUAGUCCUAAUUACUCCCCUACAAGCCCAAGCUAUUCUCCAACCAGUCCUGGAUAUUCUCCAGCCAGUCCGAGUUAUUCACCAACGAGUCCGAGUUAUUCUCCUACUAGCCCGAACUACUCCCCUACGAGUCCUAGCUAUUCUCCAACAAGUCCAAGUUAUUCACCAACAAGUCCGAGCUAUUCACCAACGAGUCCUAGUUACUCUCCUACAAGUCACAGUUAUUCACCUACGAGUCCUAGCUACUCUCCAACGAGCCCUGGAUAUUCUCCAACCAGUCCAAGUUAUUCUCCAACCAGUCCAGGGUAUUCUCCAGCUGGUCCCAGUUACUCUCCAACGAGUCCAAGUUAUUCACCAAGCUCUCCUAAUUACACACCUCAGUCUCGAUCUUAUUCACCAACAAGUCCUAGCUAUUCACCAAGUUCACCACAAUAUUCUCCAGCAAGUCCGAGUUAUUCUCCAAGCAGUCCCAAAUAUUCACCCACAAGCCCAAGUUACUCUCCUACAUCACCAUCAUUUGCUGGAACUUCUCCUCAAUAUACUCCUACGAGUCCUACAUACUCACCUACAAGCCCUACUUACUCUCCAACAAGUCCAAGUUAUUCUCCAAGUUCUCCUCAGCAUACAGCUGGUGGAAGUACCAGAUAUUCACCUAGUAGUCCUAAUUAUUCACCUACCAGUCCUACUUAUUCACCAUCAAGUCCACAAUACUCGCCUUCAAGCACAAAGUAUUCACCAACAAGUCCAACUUAUACACCAACAAGCCCAAGCUACUCUCCAACAAGCCCAACAUAUUCACCGCCUGUGCCCGGUUAUUCACCAACAAGUCCGACAUAUUCUCCAGCAUCACCUGCAUAUGAAACAGAUGAUUAAAAAGAAAACCAUCGAUUCUAUUACAAAAAAAACAUAUUUCGUGAUUAUUUUACACUUAUAAUUCUUCUUAUUCAAUUUAAUUAUUAUUUCUCGUCAGAUACCUGUUUGUUUUAUUUUUGUUUAAUAUUCUACAUCUACAACUCGAUUGUUGAAAAAUCGAGUUUCAAAAUAGCAUUAUUGUCGUAUAUCGACUACAUAAAUUACGAUAUAAUGAAUGAACUAUAUUUGUGAUUAAUCUUGUGACAUCAGUAAAGUUUAAUAAUUAUCUUUACAAGUUUGGAAUAAUGGCUUAGAUGUAAUA